This is a messenger RNA of Penicillium canescens, 1359 nucleotides long. RefSeq names its product peroxin PEX13 (gene pex13). The transcript has 3 exons. The record is from RefSeq and is a predicted model, not a curated record. Gene Ontology annotation, biological process: protein import into peroxisome matrix, docking. Bases 1 to 1359 code for a protein of 452 amino acids. Gene Ontology annotation, molecular function: protein binding. Gene Ontology annotation, cellular component: peroxisome; peroxisomal membrane; peroxisomal importomer complex. NCBI's taxonomy places the organism in Eukaryota, Fungi, Ascomycota, Eurotiomycetes, Eurotiales, Aspergillaceae.
AUGGCGACGGCUUCGCCACCAAAACCGUGGGAGAGAGCGGGCGCCGCAGGAAACACACUAUCAACAGCGCCAACCGCUGGCAGCCCAGCUGCCUCAACAGCGAUGACUUCAACAGCCAACCCCGCAACGGCAACGUCCACCGCACCCGACCUCCCAUCACGACCCAGCACCCUCAACUCCGUGGUAAACAACACCGCCUCAAACUACUCACCCUAUGGGGCCUCACGGCUAGGUACCGGCGCCUACGGAUCAGGAUACGGCGGCAUGGGCGGCUACUCUUCGCCGUACUCCCGCUUCGGCUCCAUGGGCGGCAUGGGCUCCAUGUACGGUGGCUAUGGCGGCUACGGAAGUAGUAUGUAUGGCGGCAUGGGUGGCAUGGGUGGUAUGGGUAUGGGAGGGAUGUACGGUGGCAUGCCAGGGCAGGAUCCCAAUGAUCCUAAUAGUUUGACGAACUCGUUUGGGCAGAGCACCCAGGCGACCUUCCACAUGAUCGAGAGUAUCGUCGGUGCGUUUGGGGGCUUUGCUCAGAUGCUGGAGAGCACUUAUAUGGCUACUCACAGUUCAUUCUUCGCGAUGGUCUCGGUCGCAGAGCAGUUUGGAAACCUGCGCAACACCCUCGGCUCGGCCUUGGGUAUUUUCACUAUCAUUCGGUGGUUCAGGACUUUGAUCGCUAAGCUGACUGGUCGUCCUCCACCCGCUGAUGCUACGUCUUUGACUCCUGCUGCUUUUGCGGCUUUCAUGGGUGGACGGGCAGCAACUACUCUUCCUGAUGGCUCCCCGGCUCCAGCCAAGCCAUCGAAGAAGCCCUUCUUCAUGUUCUUGAUUGCCGUGUUUGGUCUUCCCUAUCUGAUGGGCAAGCUCAUCAAGGCACUGGCGCGGUCCCAGGAAGAGGAGGCCCGUCGCCGCCAACAGCUGGUCGGCCCCAACGGCGAGCCAGGCUCGGCAUCCCUCGACCCGUCCAAGCUGGACUUCUGCCGUCUCCUCUACGACUACACUCCUGAGACACAGGAGAGCAACGGGAUCGACCUUGCUGUGAAGAAGGGCGACAUCGUCGCCGUCCUCAGCAAGUCCGACCCUAUGGGCAAUGCCUCGGAGUGGUGGCGCUGCCGCGCCCGCGACGGGCGCGUCGGCUACCUUCCCGGUCCAUAUCUGGAGACCAUCCAACGCCGACCCAAUCAGCAAGCCAUUACUGCCGGUAGUGAACCCGGUACUCGCACCACCUCACUGAAGGGCGAGGCCACUGAUGCCCGCACACAGAGUCUAUCCUCGCUGUCUAAGCCGGAGCAGAAGCCUGCGCUGAAUGGCAAGAUGGGUGAUAUCUCCCCUGAAAGCUUCCAAAAGAGCACUUUCUACUCGUGA